Rhopalosiphum maidis (corn leaf aphid) is the source of this 2351-nucleotide messenger RNA. RefSeq names its product zinc finger MYM-type protein 1-like. The transcript has 4 exons. The record is from RefSeq and is a predicted model, not a curated record. Gene Ontology annotation, molecular function: protein dimerization activity. NCBI's taxonomy places the organism in Eukaryota, Metazoa, Arthropoda, Insecta, Hemiptera, Aphididae. The coding region runs from base 1 to 2319 and encodes 772 amino acids.
AUGAUACCAUGUCCAAAGUCAGUUGAUGUUUAUAAUUCGAAUAUGGGUGGAGUGGAUUUACUCGAUUCAUUCAAUGUUGGAGUUUACCCAGAUACCUAUAUACCAUUAUUAGAUUUUAAACUAUUGAUAUCAGAAGUUUUAUGUGAGGUUUUAAAACCAAGCCCAAGAAGAAGAAGUCGUCCACUGCUGACAGAAAGUACAACAGAAGCUUUAUACAAUGCUAAAAAAAAGAAAAAUGGACCUUGUAUGGAGCUACCAUCAGAAGAGAUACGACUUGAUGGAAUGGACCACUUUCCAAUAUAUGAAAAAACCCGUGUUCGUUCUGACGGAAAAACAACUAGAAAAUUUCAAUUCGUGUGGUAUUCAAAAUAUAAAUGGCUUACUGGUAGUCAGGUAAGAAAUAAACUAUAUUGUUUUUACUGCUUAUUAUUAAGAGGAGAGAAAACCUGGAGCAACGAAGGUGUGUCAAAUAUAAAAAAUUUCGAACGAAAAGCAAACAAACAUGCUAUUUCUGAAAGGCAUCUCGUUUGUCAGGAACAAUUUAAGUUACUUGGUAAAAAUAUAAUUGAUCAUGCACUAUCGGAAGGGCGACGCUUGCAAGCCAUAAAAUAUAAUGAACAAGUUGGCAUUAACCGUCGCAUAUUAGCUCGAUUAAUUCAUGUUGUGUGUUAUUUGGGGAAACAAGAGUUAGCUUUCCGAGGACACGAUGAACGAAAAAGCUCAUUAAGUAAGGGUAAUUAUUUAGAGCUAUUAGAACUCUUAUCGCAAGAAGAACAAAUACUCAAAGAACAUUUUUUGUCUAACUCUUUAUUUAAAGGAACGUCUAGUGAUGUGCAAAAUGAUUUAAUUGCUUGUAUUACAGAUGUCGUAAAUACUAAAAUAAUGAAUGAUUUAAAAUGUGCAAAUUUUGUGUCUAUACAAGCCGACGAAACUACCGAUGUAUCGUGCAAAUCACAAAUGAGUAUUAUUUUAAGAUACGUUGUUGACAACAACAUUGAAGAGAGAUUUAUAGGUUUUUUUGAUGUAUCAAAAGAUAAAAGUGCUGUUGGGCUCUCAAAUAUUUUAUUGGCAGAAAUAACCAAAUGGAAUAUAAACGAUAAAAUUAUAUGUCAGACUUAUGAUGGAGCGGCCGUCAUGGCUGGAAACCAAAAUGGAGUCCAAGCCAUUAUUAAAAAAACUUAUCCAAAAGCCCUAUUUAUUCACUGCUAUGCCCAUCAACUGAACCUAAUUUUUUUACAUGGGUCAAAAAAUAUUAAGUCCGUCCGUAUUUUUAUAAGCGACCUUACAAUGUUUCACACAUUUUUCAGUAGAUCACCAAAACGAACUGAGCUGCUUCGGGAAAAAGGUUUUAAGUUGCCAAAAAGUUGUGAAACAAGGUGGAAUUACCAUUCAAGAGCAGCAGCUACUAUAAGUACACAUUUUAAAGAACUACAAAAAGCGAUAUCGUAUGUAACAGAGGGGGAAGACUGGGAUCCGAUUUCUAUAAGUACAGCGUAUGGGUUACUGCAUAAAUUAUCAAAUCAAAAAUUUGUGUAUUUAUUAUGUCUGUUUCAUCGAAUAUUUAUAUACUCGGAUCAUGUAUUUUUAAUACUUCAAACAAAAUGCACUGCGGAUGUACAAACUUGCAUAAAUGAAAUAAAAAAUUUAUCUACACAAUUAUCAGCUAUGAGAAAUGACCAAAAUACUAUAACCGAGUGUUGCGAGUCUGCAAUGGAAUUGAAUAACGAACUUCAAUAUACAGACAAAGAUAUAAAUAGUCUCAAAAAUCUGACGUAUGAAAUAUUGGACUCAAUAAUUAUCCAAACUGAAGUUCGAUUUCAAGAUUUUCACGUUUUGAAAUUUAUUGAGCUCGCAAACAACAAUGAGUUUAUUAAUUACAAAAAACAUUUUCCAAUUGAGAAACUAAAUCAACUACUAAAAGUUUUCCCAGGAGUAUUCGAACAAGAGAGAUUACAAAAUGAAUUAACAGUUAUUUACAAUGAUAAUAACAAACAUCUUCCACCAAAAGAAUUGCUGAAUUAUAUUAUUAAAGCUGAGUUACAAGAAGUGUACGUAGAGCUUACAAAAUUGUUACAAUUAAUUUUGUGUAUUCCUGUAACAACGGCUUCUAGUGAAAGAAGUAUGAGUACUUUAAAAAGAAUCAAGACGUUUCUAAGAAAUACAAUGACACACGAUAGAUUCUCAAAUUUGUGUACUAUGGCUAUCGAGAAGAAAAUGUUGAGUGAAUUAGCCACUGACCCAACAUUUAUUGACAAUGUCAUUGACUUAUUUUCUAAGACAAAAAAUAGAAAAAUAGAUUUAACGUAUAAAUUAACGUAAAUUUGUUUUUAAACUUCAUGUUAAUGCGAGUU